CCAACUUCACAUCAUUCACAUCACAUUUACGCAUCAUCACGUCGGAAGCUCUAGGACGCAAAGAGACAGAACACACGUUGGAUUCGGGUUGGGUGCUCUUUCGUGCUCUUGCGUGCUGUUCUGGUAUCUUGCCGAGGGCCGGUUCCCUCUACCGACUGCAGCACGAGCGACGCAUCAUCCGGCAUCAUCCUCGCCAGCGCGUAACGGAGUAUCUCAUCCCCUUGAUCUCAAUCCAGACCACCAGACACUACAGGGGUGCUUGCUUAUUACACCCUUGGAUUUGCAUUCUUCCUUUUCUUGGUUUCCGGCCCAUGGCCCCAUCCCUACAGCCUUCGGGACGCUGCAGUACUUGACUAAGCCUUCGACUUAUCUUGCUACGACAUACGCUUCCAAGAGUACCUGGAUUGGUGAUUAACGCCUUUGCCUAUCCUUCUCAGAUUCACCCCCACACCCUCAACUUCCUUGCCUCCCUCCACCAUGACCAAGGCAACAGGCCUGUCGGACUCUAUAUGGGCCAAGGGAAGACCCCACGUACCACGACCCUGGCCCGCCUCCUCUUCAUCAGUCUCCUUACCAAGCAUCGCCUCUGCCCCAACGCCAUCAUCAGCUUCAGCUUCAGCUUCGGUGACCAACAACUCCAGACCCCCGGUUUCAGCCUCCGCCUCCGCACCAGCACCAUCCGGCCACCGCCUGACCCCAUCCCAAGCCUUCCACCGCUUCGAGCAGGCCUGCCAGCGUCUACGGUGGAAAUUUUUAGAUCUGCAGACCUCGUAUCAGCGCGCUACUAGCCCGGAGGAGCAUGGCUUUACGAAGGUGGAUGCUGAGCGGAACUUCAAGGUCGACUUUCAUGAGUUUUACGUCUGGAUCGAGCAGGCCAUUGUGUUGUUGCUCCUCAUCUUUGGUGUGUCGAUCUCACGUAACGCAUAUGGGGGACCAUCUUUGGCAACCAACUUCGGCCAUGCAUAUCAUCACAAUGUGCUCAAGGCUCUCGAGGAAGAAGGAUGCCCUGUUCAUGGUGCCUUAGGCCACGGUGAAGUCAACCAAGCGUUGUGGAAGGCCAAGGAACUGCGGAACCGGUGGAAGGAUGCUGCUGAAGGGCGUGAGACACCACCGCUUAAGAUGUAUGACCUGACGUGGAUCGUAACCAUGGUCUUAUGCGGUCUGGAGGAGGCGUACGCAGUCGCCGCUCGACAUGUCGCCCUGGAGCUGCAGAUGGAGACGGAACAGACGCAGGCCCAGGGGGCGAGCAGUAAUGGGAAUGUGGGUAAUGACACGGCUAGCGGUGGGGAGAUGGAUGAUGAGUGGGAGUGGAUGGUAGAACCCAUGGACUGGGAGGCGGCUUGAUGGGGGCGCGAUGAGCGAACAGGAUAAAAUAAAAGAGGGACAUGGGAGAUUUUCCAGGUGUUUUAAGGUGGGACGGGAGACUUUGGAUUAGGGUCUGUCUGGUGUUAUAGUAGCUUCUGAGUAGCUUCUUAGACGGUAUAUUGGGUAGUCUAUCUGAGAUGGACCACCAUCAUGAUGUCGAUGUGUCUGUCUGUAUUCUCUGAAUAUGGCGUUCAUGAUGAAAUUAACUAAUCACAAAAAAGACCAUCUGAUAACGAAAC
Messenger RNA from Ilyonectria robusta, 1604 nucleotides. RefSeq lists its product as uncharacterized. The transcript has a single exon. The record is from RefSeq and is a predicted model, not a curated record. Bases 478 to 1344 code for a protein of 288 amino acids. NCBI's taxonomy places the organism in Eukaryota, Fungi, Ascomycota, Sordariomycetes, Hypocreales, Nectriaceae.